AUGUCCAAACGCAUUCAGCCGAAUGAUUUUCAUGGGGCUAGUGCUCAUUAUUAUACGGAGAAAUGUGUUGAGGAUCUUAUCAAUGGUGAAAAAUUUAAGGCGUACGUGCGACAUGUCGAAUAUAACGGACGCUUGUAUGUGACUUGGUUUAUUGUCCUUUUGGGGCUCAUAUUUACAAUAUGCCACCAUCUUUACUUUUUCGGCCCCGACUACUUUCUUAAUCCACUGGAUACGGCAUCUUUGACGCAGUUGGAGAACCACGCUGUCCUUUUUCCUACCUUACAGUACGUGACUUUCUUUAUGGUCUUUUACCUGCUUCCGUGCGCGAUCAUUGCUCCCUUUGUGGGGUUUUUCGAGCUCCCGACCGCCUUCAGCAGCUUGAUGACUUACGUCAUCCUAACCCUUUUGAACUGUGUGGUGGUCCUCUUUGGCGGCCCGUGGAGCCAUCACCCACCGUUUUUGAUCUCGGAGCCGGCGCUGUCGUGGCAUCUGCCGCUCGCGCGUGAUCAGGCUUGGAUGGAGGUCCUUAAAUACAUUCUUAUCCGGGCCGCCCCACUUCAGGGAUUCCUCACCGCCGGUUAUGUCGUCGCGCAAUGGCGUCGAACGUUUUGGGUGCGCCUAUGGCAUAUCCCGUUUCCGUUGAUCCUUAUUCCUCUUUUGGUUGGUAUUUUCGGCGUGCUUCAGUGGCAAUUCACUAUGCUGCUGAAAUCCUAUCUUUUAGACUCCAAGGGUCAACCAACGCAUGUGAGCACGUACCUCUGGGGCUCCGCUAUCUCCGAUCCACAGGGGGUGAGUUCUCUUUGGGUCGAUAUGGUAAAGGAAGUGGGGCACACAAUGAUGCGGGAUAUACAAGAGCACAUACUUGCUGGUAAACUCCCAGCAUGUUUGAAUGACUCGAUCUCAUAUUUGCACCUGUACCUAGCUACCCUUUUGAUGACGCUGACGUAUUUUAUUACUAUGUUAAUAAAGCCUUUAUUGGCCCGUCUGAUCAAUGUCAUUCUAUUAUUAUUUCCCACACAUCCCACUACAUGGGGAAUUGCUUUACUUGCUUCUUUUGCAUCCCUUACGUUUCUUCUGCGUAUGGAUGAGGUUCCAAUUCUUUUCUUGGUGGGUGUUAUUCACUUUAUCGCUGGACUUUUAUAUAACGGUUUUGUAGCUUGA
Messenger RNA from Phytomonas sp. Hart1, 1161 nucleotides. Lineage: Eukaryota; Euglenozoa; Kinetoplastea; Trypanosomatida; Trypanosomatidae. The record is from the annotation of a GenBank genome assembly.